Molecule: messenger RNA, 615 nt
Organism: Athene cunicularia (burrowing owl)
Lineage: Eukaryota; Metazoa; Chordata; Aves; Strigiformes; Strigidae
Product: beta-microseminoprotein-like
Exons: 4
Coding region: 76-411 (111 amino acids)
Source: RefSeq, a predicted model, not a curated record
AAAGUAUUUGCUCUCACAUAAAGCACUUGCAGAAUUCUGGAGACUUGGAGCUCUUUGGAAGUCAAGCAUUCCACAAUGAAGAGCUUUCUGGCUUUCCUUGUUGCAAUGGGCAUUGUUGUGACACUGGGUGAUGCAUACUGCUUUUCUAAAUUGAACAAUCCAAAGGAGACUGACAAAGGCUGUACGCUGGAAGGAAAACUGUACCCCUUUGGAGAGAUCCCAAGGACAGAAAAUUGUUUCAGAUGCAGCUGCAGCCAAGAUGCAUUACGUUGCUGCUCCCUCUUUCAUACUCCUAUUAGUUAUGACAAGGAGAACUGUAAAGUAGUUUUCAACAAGAAAAGCUGUGACUAUGACGUGGUGCUGAAGAGCGACCCCUUAAAGGAGUGUGCUGUCUAUUCUCGUGUGGGCUAACAACCCACCUGCUCUGAACCUUCCUACAGAUGCUUUGACAUCAAAGAGUAGCUCGGAGACAUAGAAGAUCUUGUAAGAGAGAGUACUUCACCAGCUCACUUGUAAUCUCCUAAUUAUUCUAAUUCAGUAUACAAGGUGCAUAAUCAGAUAUGCCUCAUUUCUGUCAUUACUUGCAUUGGUGUCACUGAGCUUUGUUGAAUACAA